Molecule: messenger RNA, 1803 nt
Organism: Parastagonospora nodorum SN15
Lineage: Eukaryota; Fungi; Ascomycota; Dothideomycetes; Pleosporales; Phaeosphaeriaceae
Exons: 2
Coding region: 625-1608 (327 amino acids)
Molecular function (GO): catalytic activity
Source: RefSeq, a predicted model, not a curated record
UGAACAGCAAGCAUGUGCGGAUGCAACGCGAGUAACAUCUGAACGCAUCAUUGCUAUGUUAGGUGAAUCAUACAGGAGAUCAUGCCGCUUGUGGCAUCCGUUUACGAAAAUACGCCGACAUUGGUGUGACGAACUGGGGAGGCCUGAGUGAGCAACCGACGCUCGGUCGUUCUGCGGUUAGUCUUUGUCGCAUGAGAGGCCGCCUCACAGACUCGAUGACAAUUUGUGUAAUGGAGAGGGCAUCGGGUGUUCUGUGCUGUGUGUUGCACAACACACCCUUGGAUGCUUUUUCGUGUGUGACAUCGAAUCGACCAGCUUCCACGCGCUCGCCCACCGCUCGACCCGCCCAACGGUCAUCUUGGCCUGCAACGGUCAAGACCCUAAGGGGACGGCUCGCUCCCAAGCGGCGGGUAAACUACCGAAAAAUGCGUGGGCGCGACUCGCGGGUGUGAACGGGCAUGCUAAGACAAGCUAAAUGUUUAGUUUGGGCAUGCGGGACCGGCCACUGCAUAAACAGACCCCUCGUUUUCAACCAGCUCCAUCCCACCCGACACUCUGGUUAAUCUUACUCACUUUCUCGUCUCUUCCAGACAAUUGUACAACUCAGUUUUCGAGAAUCUUACAAUGGCGCCACCAAAGGAGACCAAAUUCAAAGUGGCUGCAGCCCAUGCUGCGCCUGUGUUCAUGAACAAGGCCGCCACGAUUAAGAAAACCGUGCAGCUCAUCGAACAAGCUGCCACAAGCGAUGUCAAACUCCUUGUUUUUCCAGAGACGUUCAUACCCGGAUACCCCUAUGCUGAAGAGAGCGUUGUCGUGGAACCCAAUGGUGAGGACGUCAGUGCCAUCCAAGAUGCAUGUCGUCGCACAGGCGUUGCCAUCAACCUGGGAAUUUCAGAGCGCAUUGCAAACGGACACACGUUGUUCAAUUCGCAGGUUAUCAUCGACAGCGAUGGUACUAUUCUUGGUGUGCACCGCAAGCUUCAACCAACUUAUGUCGAGCGUUAUAUCUGGGCUCAGGGCAAUGGCAGCUCGUUGCGCAACUGGCCCUUGUCGCUGGGCUAUAACCUCGGCGGCUUAGCGUGCUGGGAGCACACAAUGAAUGGAGCCCGCCAAGCGCUCAUUACUCAGAACCAACACAUUCAUGCUGGGGCAUGGCCCGCGCUCUCUACCAUGGCGGGCUUCGAGGCGGUUGCGGAUGCGCAGAUCGAAGCGCUCAUGAAGGCGCACGCACUCACUGCUCAGGUCUUCGUCAUCACGGCCUCCAACUACGUCGACCAAGGAUGUCUGGACUGGAUGGAACAGAACCUCGGAAAACAAGAUCUGGUCAAACUCGGUGGAGGCUGGUCAUCGAUUCUGCAUCCGUUCUGUGCAUUCAUUGCGGGUCCACACACCGGUGCUGAGGAAAAGCUCGUGCAGGGCGAAAUUGAUUUCUCUCAGCUUGGUGCCAUCAAGGUGUGGAUUGAUGCAGCUGGACAUUACCAACGCCCGGAAAUCUUGCAGUUUGCGUUCGACAAGAGACCCCACUGGGCCGAUGAAAAAGUCGACCGAUUCAAGGCUCGGCCAGAAGUCAAAGCGAAAGAAGAGCCAGUGGAGCAAUCGCAGGAGUAGUGGCGGGCCGAUCACAUCCGAAGAUUAUCCGGGGCUUUGAUCGCCGCUGGCCAAGGAGGUGAUGGUUACGAAUCGAUAUCUGCCCCACAAGCGAGAGCGGGAGCAAGAUGACUUAGCGGACUUGCCGUUGAGUAGCAUCGAGAGAGGAAUGAAGUGCCAUGUAGAAUAUCGACGAUCCCAACGUACUAUGCUUUU